AGGUCAGGGGACUUCCUGGAACUUGCUAUUCGUCAGGACAGCUCCUAUGCUAAUAAGGGGAUGGCCGGUAGAAGGUUCCAGCAACCUCCCAAACUCCUCUUCAAACUCUCUGCAGCUUUCAGAUUUGGAUGGCACCAACUUUUUUCCACUAUAGGCCAGUGCCCAUGGAUGACCAAUUGAAGGAGGAAGGACAGGGACCCCCCAAGCUGCUGCUGUUGAUAGGGAUCUCUGUGCUCCUGGUGGUGGUUGUGGGUCUGGGGGUGCCCCUGAUCAUCUUCGCUCUCAAGGCCAACAGCAAGGCCUGCCAGGACGGCCUCCGGGCAGAGAUGGAGCAUCGCAAUGUCACUCACCUCCUGCAGCACCAGCUGACCCGGGCCCAAGAGGGCUUCCUGCAGGCUGAGACACGGGCUGCCACCUGCAACCGCACUAUGGUGACCCUGCUGGUUUCCCUGGAGGAGAAGACGGCUCAGGGCCUGAAGCAGCAGGCGCAGGUGGAGAAGCUUCAGGGAGAGAUCACGAAAUUGAACCUGAGGCUGCAAAACACUUUGGAGGAGGUGGAACGACUAAGAAGAGAGAAGGAGGCCUCGGGAGAGAACCAGCGCUCGCCCUCCAGCGCCGCCUCCAGCCUCACGGUGGCCCCCGCGCUCUCGCUGCUGGGCCUCCGCGUUCUGCUGCUCUGAGAUCCAGGGAAGUCCCCGGCCACAGGCUGGACUGGUCUGGUUCCCCUGUGGCCGCUCCGACGUUCCCUUGACCUGGCCCUUUCUGAAAGGGACACGGGCAUCACGGUUGGGGAGGGCACGGGGUUGCAGUGGGGACCCAUGGAGCAGCCGCUGGGGUGGAGAAGCCGCUGGAUUGACGGGGGGCUGCUUCCCCCAGAGCCGGGUGCAGAAUGAGGCCCCCUCCCCCUCCCUGCUCCUCCUCUCCCCUCCUCCUCCUGGGCUUGGGCAUGGGGGUGGCACCUGCUUCUUGCUGUCAUGGUUUGGGGGGGUGGGUAGCUUUCAUUCGGGAAUCUUCGAGCGCCAAAAAAUAAACACCCCUUUGGGAGGGACAGACUUACUCUCAA
Molecule: messenger RNA, 1063 nt
Organism: Galeopterus variegatus (Sunda flying lemur)
Lineage: Eukaryota; Metazoa; Chordata; Mammalia; Dermoptera; Cynocephalidae
Gene: BST2
Product: bone marrow stromal cell antigen 2
Exons: 5
Coding region: 129-680 (183 amino acids)
Biological process (GO): innate immune response; defense response to virus
Cellular component (GO): cell surface; Golgi apparatus
Molecular function (GO): metalloendopeptidase inhibitor activity
Source: RefSeq, a predicted model, not a curated record